Thyridium curvatum is the source of this 1557-nucleotide messenger RNA. RefSeq lists its product as uncharacterized. The transcript is spliced from 6 exons. Gene Ontology annotation, cellular component: membrane. Gene Ontology annotation, molecular function: carbohydrate:proton symporter activity. The record is from RefSeq and is a predicted model, not a curated record. Lineage: Eukaryota; Fungi; Ascomycota; Sordariomycetes; Thyridiales; Thyridiaceae. Gene Ontology annotation, biological process: carbohydrate transport; transmembrane transport. Bases 1 to 1557 code for a protein of 518 amino acids.
AUGACGGGAACAAAGGAGCAGUUGGCGGCCAUCCCGCGUCUGUUCAACAGGACACUGCUCCUCUCGGUUGGGCUGAUCGCCGUCUCGCAGUUCAACUUUGGCUUCGACCAGACUGCCUACUCGACGACCCAGGCUAUGGAUGCGUUCCAGCAGCAGUUUGGCUCUAAGAACGCGAAAGGAAAAUACUCGCUGGAUACCAACUUCCUCGCUCUCCUCAACAGUCUGCCAUACAUUGGAUUCGUCAUUGGCCUUCUUAUUGGCAGUGAAAUCUCUUCCCGUUGGGGCCGUCGCAUGGUCAUGUUCGUCAUGAGUAUCUACGCUCUCUGCACUGCCGCCAUCACCUUCUCGUCCAGGAACCAAGCCCAGAUCUUGGCGGCACGUAUCCUGAACUAUGGUUACGUCGGCAUGGAGUUGGCUGUUGUCCCCGUCUUCCAGGCCGAGAUUGUUCCUAAGCAGGUUCGAGGUCUUGUUGUUGAGACUUAUCAACUCAUGUUGUUUUUCGGUGGUCUCAUUAUGAGCUUGAUCUGCUUUGGUACUUCCAAGCUGGAUGGUAACAAGUCGUGGCUCAUCCCAUUUGGCCUGUUCUUUGUCAUUCCGGCUAUCGUGGCGGCUUGUAUCUGGUUUAUCCCGGAGUCUCCCAGGUGGCUUCUGCUCAAGGGCCGAGACGCCGACGCAGAGAUUGCUCUACGAAAGCUGCGAAGCAGUGCCUAUACUGACGAGGAUAUCAAACUGGAACUUGAUGCCACCAGAGCUAUUAUCAACGAGGAGAAGGAGAUGACCACGUUCUGGGAUCUUUGGAAGGGCAGCAAUUUGAAGCGAACGUUGAUCACUUGCUUCGUCAACUUCUUCCUUCAGCUCACCGGCAACACCUUCGCCAACAAGUACGGCACGAUCUACAUCAAGUCGCUCGGAAGCUUGGAUCCCUUCGUCAUGACUGUGGUCAACCAGCUCGUCAACCUCAUGGGUGUUGUCUUCUCCAUGUCUCUCGUCGACAAGAUGGGUAGAAGACAAAUGCUCUUCAUGGGUGGUGCCAUCCAGAUCGCAUCUCUCUUUACCAUGGGUGGCCUCGGUGCCAGUUCCAGCAACCCUCCUCAGUCCUACAAGGUCGGCAUCAUCGCUAUGCUGUCCAUCUUCGGGUUCGGCUUCGCUUCCGGCUGGGCCCCGGUCUCCCACAUUCUGACCGCCGAGAUCCCCUCGACCCCUGUUCGCGACAUGACCUACCGUACUGCCUCUGCCGUCAACAUCGUCAUCCAGUUCGUCACCACCUACGCGACCCCUUACCUCCUCGACAAGCCUUAUGCCGGCUUGGGCGCCAAGGUCGGUUUCAUCUAUGGCGGCGCCGCUGUCCUAGCCACCAUCUUUGCCUACUUCUGCGUGCCCGAGUGCAAGGGCAAGACGCUUGAGGAGAUCGACCGCCUGUUCCUUGACGGUGUCCCCAUUCGCCAGUUCAAGAAGACUAAGCUUACGGUCGAGCGUGUUGAUGAUGGCGAUGUCGAGAUUGUCAAGGAGCGCAACAACGCUCGGGUUGAGAUGGUUGAGGCUGAGCGGGAGUCCUAA